Cutaneotrichosporon oleaginosum is the source of this 5166-nucleotide messenger RNA. RefSeq lists its product as uncharacterized. The record is from RefSeq and is a predicted model, not a curated record. NCBI's taxonomy places the organism in Eukaryota, Fungi, Basidiomycota, Tremellomycetes, Trichosporonales, Trichosporonaceae. Gene Ontology annotation, biological process: intracellular signal transduction. Gene Ontology annotation, molecular function: guanyl-nucleotide exchange factor activity.
CACACACACACAUUACCUAUUCUCCGUCCAGCGCGCUAUAACUCCCUGCCCUCAUUGCUUCGACGCGCGCGCGCUUGUCCCCUCCGUCCACUCAAACACACACACAUCCCGCGCCCAACACAUCCAGCUCGCGCGCUGACGUCCCACCAUGGCACCAGGAGGGCCGCGCGCGCGCCCCUCCCAACCUCAACCGGGAUAUCCGGCUCGCCCGCCCAACUCUGGUACUCGCAACGAGGUGUUUGAGAACAUCUUUGGCCGCCCCUCUGGCGCUCACCACCUCGGUGGCCCCCCCGGCCACCCGGGCAUGGGAAGGCCGUCAGGUUAUCCCAGCGGUUACAACGCCCCAAUGAUGAACCCAGCGCAACCUGGCUUUCCUCCUGCAAAUCCCAAUCCCGCUGUUCCAAGCUUCCCACCAGGCCAGUUUGCGCAGGGCAUGGCCGCACGCCCGCCAUAUCCUCAGCAGCAGGGACAACAUCGGCCUCCGCACCGACAAGUUUCACACCGCUCCAUGCACGACCGAUACUCGCAACAAGGUCCACCUCAGCCAUCGCCGUACGAUGGCGUCGCCAUGUAUGACUCGCCGCAGAACGGGUUCGGCCCCACGUUGGUCCCGUCGCGUGCCGCCCCAAGCGCUUACCAGGGGGAGCCUCCAGUUCAACUUCAACAGGCAAGUGUACCCACUAGACGCCACUCGCUCGUUCAAAACCAGCGCCCACCAGUCCCCCCACCAGGUGGAGGCUUUGACCAGCAGCCAAGGCCCAACGGCGGCGCUCAGUACAAUGGUUAUGGCAGGCCUGAGAGGCCCGAGCGAUUGCCUCACAUCUCGUCGUCCCGCGAAGAGGUGGGAUUCACCCCGAUGCCCGUCCCACAAGUCCCCCAACCGCGCAGCGUGUCUGCUACAUCAGGUUCCAGUUCCGCAACGGUCACUAAUGUACCUCCGCGCUCUCUCUCGCUACACCACCAGACCGGCCCGGGCAGGAUAAGCGUAAAGAUACCUUCGCCGACGCUCGGCGGAUCCACACUCUUACCUUUCCCGGAGGCCCCUGGGUCUGACUUGCGCGCCCCAUCGCCGCCACCAGACUACCAGCGCGCAAUGAGCGCUGUCGACCUCAACAGCGACCGUGGGACGCCCUAUGGCGACAUGUCCGGCUUGCCGCGCAAUUCUGGUGGGCCGCGGGAAUCAUCGGGCACCGAUGACUAUUUUAGUAGUGGAAAUGACUACCCCCCACGUCCAUCGGGAUCUAGACACAUGUCGUCCUCGAGCACAGCCUCAGCUCCGCGCUCGAUGCACAUGCGCCAGCCAUCUGACUCGUCGAUCUCCAGCUCGGUAUACACUCAGAGAGUGGCUCCCUUUUCACAGAUCAACAAUUUUGAUGUCCCAGAUUCGCCGUUGCAGUCGCCGUCAACACCAACGGGAUCAGACAACGGCUACGGCAGUUUCCACAGACUGUCCGUUCGCAAGUCGAUGGAGUCUACCCACUCUCUUCCCCUGCCCGGCUCUGCCACCGACUCGCCUUUGCCCCCUGGAGCCGCCUCAUCUGUUUAUGAUCAUCGCGCCCUCUCGUUCUCUGGGAGCGGCGUGAAUCGACGCGACAUUGUCAGCGCCGUGCGCUCGUCCACGUCAACAGUCGACUCUAAUUCCCGGACAAGGUCAGGCAUGUACGGCAGCGAGAUAUCACCCAUCACGUCGCGCUCGCUGGUACGGCACCAGUCUGUGCCGCGGAAGGCAGUGCUCACCGGCAAUGUCACGCCGGCAUUGCUGUCCAACGUCGCCGAGGCGUUCCGUCAACUUAUCCACCCACACGAGAUCAUCAAGGAUGGCAUCGCUUACAAGGACGCCUUCGACGGUCGCCUCGCAGUCUCCGUCAUCGCGCAGAUCAUCAAGACGCCAGACCGCAAUGUAGCUCUUCUGCUCGGCCGAGCUCUCGACGCGCAAAAGUUCUUCCACGACGUCACCUAUGCCCACCGUCUGCGCGACACAGACAAGGAGGUGUACCAGUUCAAGGAGCGCUUAGUCGCGCCAUUCAUGAACGACUCUGCCGUCAUGGACAGCCCCUCGUCGGACCACUUGGGGCUGGCCACUCGCCCACCUUCGCAAGGUAGUGGCACGAUACGAAAUCCGUACCGCCAGAACAUACUCGACUCGCCCGUGCAGGCGUCUGACUCGCAGAACUCGCUGUUCGGCAGCGGCUCCACACCCAAGCCUGGUCUGGCUGUUUCCGGGGCGGCCAUUGGAGACGACAGCGACGACGACGAUCUGCCGAACGGUGUCUUCACACUCCUCACCGAUUGUUACUCGCCAACAUGUUCGCGCGAGCAGCUGUGUUACUCGAUCAACUGUCCCCGCCGGCUGGAGCAGAUGAAGCGCCUCAACGUCAAGUCGGCCCACCCCGGUCUGCAGCGCAAGAUCCAGGAGGAGACUGUGCUCGACGACGUAAAGGAGACGGGAACCCUGUGGAUCCACUCGGUGUCGCAGGAGAUUCUUGACAGUGUCGACGACCGUGAGAAGAAGCGCCAAGAGGCUAUCAACGAAGUCAUUUACACCGAGCGUGACUUUGUGCGUGGUCUCGAGUACAUGCGCGACUGCUGGGUCAAGCCAUUGAGGACAGAGGACGUUCUUCCGCUGUCGGAGCGAGAAGAGUUCAUCAGACAAGUUUUCUGGAAUUUCCUCGACGUGCUCAAGGUCAACCACGUACUUGCCGAGCGCCUGACCAAACGACAAAAGCAGCAGCCCGUGGUGCAGUCGAUCGGCGACAUCUUCCUCGAGUGCGUGCCGCGGUUCGAGCCAUUUGUUGUGUACGGCGCACACCAGCUAUUUGGCAAGUACGAGUUUGAGAAGCAGAAGACUUCGAACCCGGCUUUCCAGAAGUUUGUGGACGAGACGGAACGCAAACCCGAGUCACACAAGCUCGAACUGAACGGUUACCUCACCAAGCCGACAACACGUCUUGGACGUUAUCCGCUCCUGCUCGAGGCGGUCCUCAAAUACACGCCUGAUGACCACCCCGACAAGACGGACUUACCCGAGGUUGUCAAAAUGAUCCGCUCGUUCCUGGCCAAGGUUAACGAGGAGAGUGGCAAGUCGGAGAACAUUUUCGAGUUGGCACAGCUUGAGUCCCAGCUCGUGUUCCGGCCCCAGGAGAACAUUGACCUGCGUCUGCGCGACAAGAACCGAGAAUUGAUCCACAAGGGUCCGAUGAAGCGCCGCGGCGGCACGCAGGGCGAGAACGCCGAUUUGCUAGCGUUCCUGUUUGACCAUGCGUUCUUGCUCGUCAAGUCCAAGUGGAUCAACAAGACGUCAGAGCAAUACAAAGUGUACCGGCGACCGAUUCCGCUCGAGUUGCUGGUGCUCCAGACGCCCGAGGACAAUUACAACUCUACGAAGCUUUCGACGACCGGUCGCGCGAAGCUCAUCGCGCGGGCUGGCAGCAAAGCGACCCCGUCGCAGCCAGCACAUGUGCCACCUAAACCAGAAAGCAAGCAUGGCUUCUCGGUCACGAUCACUCACCUCGGCCGCAAGGGUUACCAGCUGCAGCUAUGGGUGGACACGUACGUGAGCCGCAAGAAGUGGGUCGAGAGCAUCGAGAAGCAGCAGCAGGCCAUCCGCGAUCGCUCCACUAUUUUCCACAGCGAGACUAUCACCGAGGGCUUCUUCCAGGGAUUGCGUCGAAUCAACUGCCUCAGCCCGUACGACAACGGAAACCGCAUGAUUUACGGUACCGACGAGGGUGUUUACUUCUCCAAUCUCCGCGACCCCAACUUGCGCGAGCCCGUCAAGGUCAUCAACAUGACAGACGUGACGCAGGUCGACGUCAUUGAGGAGCUGCAGCUGCUGAUCGUCCUGCACGAGCGCUCAGUGACGACGUUCCCCCUCGACUGUUUGGAUCCUAAUGACCCGAAUGAGGCGUUGAGGCGGGGCAAGCGUAUCUCAAGUCACACCAGCUUCUUCAAGUCGGGCAUCUGCCUCGGGCGCACCUUGGUCGCCGUUGUCAAGAGCAGCCCGCUCAGCAGUACGAUCAAGGUACUCGAGCCAGUGGAUCGGGAUCAGUCGAUGCGUGGCAAGAAGCCGCACCGCGGCUUUAUGGGCCGCCUGAACAACUCUCAGGACACCCUCAAGGUGUUCAAGGAGUUCUACAUCCCGCUUGAAAGCUUUUCCGUCUACUUCCUCAAGACGAAGCUGUGCGUCGGGUGUCAGAAGGGCUUCGAGAUCGUCGACCUCGAGACACUGGACAUGCAGUCGCUGCUCGACCCAUCCGAUCCUUCGCUUGACUUUGUCCUCAAGCGCGACGGCGUGCGACCCAUGGCCAUCUACCGCAUCGAGGGUGACUUUUUGCUGUGCUACGACGAGUUUGCCUUCUAUGUCAACAAGAAUGGUUGGCGUGCGCGUCCCAAGUGGGCGAUUAUCUGGGAGGGUUCUCCAACGUCGUUUGCUCUGCAGUACCCCUACGUCAUCGCAUUCGAGCCAACGUUCAUCGAAGUGCGGUCCGUCGAGUCUGGCCACCUCGUCCAGAUCAUCCCAGGCUCCAACAUCUCCUGCCUGUUCGCCGACAUGCCGCCCUCGACCGUCAACGCACCCAUGCCCAUGCUCCAGAAUCGGCAACCCAUGUACCCGCACCCUCAGCAGGGCAUGUAUCGUCCUCCGAUGGGCGGCAGCUAUGGGCAGCCCCAGCCGCAGCCCCAAGGGCCGUAUGCGUACCCGCAGAACUUCCAGCAGCCACUGCGCCCGCACAUGCCCCAGCAAUAUGGCAUGCCGCCACAGCCUAUGGCGCCAUACCGCAACUUCCUGUACCGCCCGCAGGUCAUCUUCGGGAGCGAGGACGGCCACGUCCAGUUCCUCAAGCUUCCGCCGCCACGGGCGGGCCGAAGAUCGUCGGAUUCGCGCAGCGUGCAUUCUAUGCGAUGAGCGCAGCGAGACACACGCCACCUGUGGUAGUGCUGCCGCCAUGGUAGAGUCAAACGGGCUCCCACCACACCGCCACCAGUCAGGAGGCAUUCAUGCGAGACGGGGACGAAUACAAGUCCGGGAAGUAGACACCACAUAAUGACCGUGACGGCCAGCAGCGCACGACGCUGGCGGCGGAUAGAAGCCCACGUUCGUUCAUGUCCGUGAUGUUGGGUUUGAUUGUAGCAUCAGUCAUGGAAUACUACGAGCACCGGGGGUGAGCA